Messenger RNA from Eurytemora carolleeae, 1104 nucleotides. Its product is annotated as protein lifeguard 4. Bases 272 to 1024 code for a protein of 250 amino acids. Gene Ontology annotation, biological process: negative regulation of apoptotic process. The transcript has 9 exons. Lineage: Eukaryota; Metazoa; Arthropoda; Copepoda; Calanoida; Temoridae. The record is from RefSeq and is a predicted model, not a curated record. Gene Ontology annotation, cellular component: membrane.
UCCGUAUCCGCAAAGAUAUGCGGAUCCAUUUUUUUUCCAGUGCGGAUCCGGUGAAACAAAAUCAAAUGGAUCCUAAGCUUGCACUAUUUUUUACAAUCCCACUUUACCGUUAGUCCCGAUGUAUGGGAGAAUAUAUGUACCCCUAAACACUUCUUUAAUACAAAUAUUAGCUAUUGGUAUGAUAUUCAUUUGUUUCGAUUAGUUGCUCAAUGCUCAAGGCUCAUACAAUUAAUCAGUUGAUUGAUAGAUUGAUCGAUUAUUUUCAGCUAAAAUGGCCGCUUCAGCAUCUGUUCCGUUGAUGGAGGACAUAGAGGGAGGUAGUGAUUUAGAGGAGGGUGGAGGAUUAAAGAAUGAUUUUGCAUUCAACAACAAUGUUGCUGGAGCCAGUAAACUCAUCCGUCUAGGGUUUAUGAGGAAGGUAUAUGGAUUACUAUCUAUCCAACUAUCUAUCACUACUCUGAUCGGCGCAGCUCUAAUCUUGACCCCUGGAGUCAAAGAGAUGGUUCAGGCCAACUCAUGGAUGCUUUUUCCCGCGUUCUUUCUUUCAUUUGGUCUUCUCAUUGCUCUUCAAGUCAAGAGGAAGGUUCAUCCAACAAACCUUAUCCUGUUAGCUGCCUUCACUGUGGUUGAAGCUUACACUGUUGGUGUUCUGGUCACAUUCUUUGAUAAGCUGGUGGUUGUCCAGGCCUUCUUCCUGACAGCUGCUGUUGUAGUUGGGCUGACCAUAUUCACCUUCCAGACUAAGCGUGACUUCUCGAAUAUGGGAGCAGCACUCUUCACUGGUCUCAUUGUUCUCAUCAUGGGAGGAUUCCUACAGGUUCUUGUUGGAGGAGAAAUUACUGAAACUGCUCUAGCUGUUGGAGGAGCUCUUCUCUUCUCCCUCUUCAUCAUAUAUGAUACACAGAUGAUCAUGACCCGUGUGUGCCCGGAGGAGUACAUCAUGGCAACCAUCCAGCUCUACCUCGACAUUAUCAACCUCUUCAUCGAGAUUCUCAAAAUCCUUGAGAAAGUCAACCGGAAGUAAAUAACCGGAACUAUUUAAAACCGGACGUAAAUAACAAGAACUAUUUAAAACCGGAAGUAAAUAACCGGAAAGAUUUAAAA